AUCCAUACACGCUAUUCGAAACUGACGCUCUACCCCAAGGAUCUAAACUGCAGCCAAAAAUAUACACCAAGACAAUACACGACUUUCAAAAGGGAAUAGUCCAUAGUGUUACACAAGAUCAGUUUUCCACAUGCUCCUGUUUUGGCGAUGACAUUUUCAAAAAGGACCAACUUCAAAUUGACGUUUCAAAAGAAAACAAACAAAAUUGAAGCAUGGAAAUGAAAGAAGAACAAUCUUCCUUCGGAAAUCCACAACCAGCACCGCAACCACAUUCUGACCAAGAUCCUCCAGAUACUGCAGCUGUUCCAGAAACAACAACAGAAAAUACAGAUCCACCAGCCGUAGUCCUUUCAAAGCGGCAAUUGAAAAAACUCAAAAAGAAAGCCCAAUGGGAGGAAAAGAAAAAAGAAAAACGCCAAAAGGAGCGUGAAAAGUGCAAAUUAAAGAAACAAACCGCCAUUCUCGAAGGCAAAACUUUAGGACCGAGUCGCAAAGAACUCAAACGCAACAAAGCCAACAAGAGUUCCAGUACUCUGAGUGUGGCAAUCGACUUGGACUACGAUGAUCUUAUGAUUGACAAAGAUGUGGCUAAGUGUGUUAAGCAACUGCUCAGAAUCUACACUGUCAACCGAAGAUCCAGAGCUCCGGCGACAUUGCAUUUUACUGGCAUUAAGCCAGAUGGUAGAAUUCAUGAGGUUCUCAAGAAGAACGAUGGCUACGAGCACUGGGACGUCCAGUGGGUAUAUGAAUCGUAUUCGAAGAAUUUCAACACCGACCAAAUUGUCUAUUUGACGAGUGAUUCCGAUGAGAUUCUCAAGGAGAUCGACCCAAAGAAGGUUUACAUAAUUGGAGGUUUGGUAGAUCAUAACCACCAUAAGGGACUCUGUUUUGAUAGAGCGAAGAAAUUGUCACUUCAAACUGCUCGACUCCCAUUGACUGAACAUGUGGAUAUGAAAACACGAACGGUGUUGAGCACUUAUCAUGUUUUUGAAAUCUUAUUAAGACUCUCUGAGGGUAAAUCGUGGGCUGAUGCAAUUUUGGAAACUCUUCCGGUCCGAAAAGGUGCUAAACUCAAGGAGGCGGAAGACAAAGUUGUGUCCUCAAUCGUCAAAAAGGAGGAGGUAGAAAACGACGAUGUUAUAAUAGAGAUAGCAGAGUACAAAGUUGUAUCAGAAAUUGUUAAAAAGAACGAGGUGGGAAAUGGUGAUCUGUUGUUGGAGAACACUACAACUGUGGCGAAGCCUAUAAAAGAUGUGUCAAAUCAGGAAAUGACUGAAUAAAAAUAAAGUUUUUA
Molecule: messenger RNA, 1294 nt
Organism: Eupeodes corollae
Lineage: Eukaryota; Metazoa; Arthropoda; Insecta; Diptera; Syrphidae
Product: tRNA methyltransferase 10 homolog A
Exons: 3
Coding region: 213-1280 (355 amino acids)
Biological process (GO): tRNA N1-guanine methylation
Cellular component (GO): nucleoplasm; nucleus
Molecular function (GO): tRNA binding
Source: RefSeq, a predicted model, not a curated record